AUGGUCUUAGUCGACUACUCCGAUUCAAGCUCUGAGAGCGACAACCAAGAGCCGGCCGAUAAGAAGAAGACCAACCAGCAAGCCAGACGGAAGCGCAAGGCUGACCACAUUGACGAUGAACCAGUCCACACCGCCAAACCUCCACCACCUUUACCGGCCUCAUUCCAUUCGCUGUAUGCUACAAAUGCGAGAACUUCCACGACGGAUGACCCUUCCCUGCAUGCUGGUCGGACGCGUCAAGUGCCCCAUGUGGUAGGUAACUGGCCGACGCACAUCUAUCUCGAAUGGUAUCCACCACAAUCAGAGCUCGCUCUUCUCGACACAUUGAUACGGAAAUCAAGCCGGGCAACCACGACGGCCAAGGAAACUUCAAAGGUCCACAUUCACGGAUUUCUACGUUCAGAUCUCGGAGCACAAUUGCCAUUGCAUACUAGUCUAUCUGCUCCCCUUAUUUUGAAGACUGAACAGAAGGAGUCGUUCCAGGCCAGCAUACAGGCUGGAUUGGAAAGUAGCCACAUAAAGCCGUUCACAGUCAGGCCCACAAGACUCGACUGGGUCGCGAACUACGAUAGGAGUCGCUUCUUCUUGGUGCUGAGAUUGAGUAAGCCCGAGGAUGACGAGUUGAACAAAUUACUGUCGAUUUGCAAUGCCACCGCAGUGCGAUUCGGCUUGUCUCAGCUUUAUGACGAUAUAGCCGAGACUGGUCCAGGCGGAUUGGUCCAGCCCAGGAGUAAGACGCCUGUGUCAGUGACCGACAACUCCGAUGCUUUUCAUAUCAGCAUCGCAUGGACACUGCAAAAUCCCGAAGAUCGGGCGCGCAAGCUCGUUGGUUUGGUGGAUGACCAGCUGCAUGGUCUCAAGGUGAGCUUCUCACUUCUUAAGAUCAAGAUGGGCAAUACUGUGGUUGAUCUUCCCUUUGGCCAAAAUCGCGAGGCGGGCAAGUGA
Molecule: messenger RNA, 945 nt
Organism: Cladophialophora yegresii CBS 114405
Lineage: Eukaryota; Fungi; Ascomycota; Eurotiomycetes; Chaetothyriales; Herpotrichiellaceae
Exons: 1
Coding region: 1-945 (314 amino acids)
Biological process (GO): U6 snRNA 3'-end processing
Cellular component (GO): nucleus
Molecular function (GO): 3'-5'-RNA exonuclease activity
Source: RefSeq, a predicted model, not a curated record